Molecule: messenger RNA, 1599 nt
Organism: Lemur catta (Ring-tailed lemur)
Lineage: Eukaryota; Metazoa; Chordata; Mammalia; Primates; Lemuridae
Gene: ZSCAN9
Product: zinc finger and SCAN domain containing 9
Exons: 4
Coding region: 145-1329 (394 amino acids)
Biological process (GO): regulation of transcription by RNA polymerase II
Molecular function (GO): DNA-binding transcription factor activity, RNA polymerase II-specific; RNA polymerase II cis-regulatory region sequence-specific DNA binding
Source: RefSeq, a predicted model, not a curated record
CCAUUGUUCCCGCCGCGCGCUCCUUGCACCGUUGGGGCGGUAGUCCCCUGUCCCUCCUCGUCUGUUCCAGGGAGGAGCCUCGAAGUGUGUAUCUUGAAACAUAGCCCCAACUAGAGGGUACCUUUAAAGCUAUUCAAGGUCAAGAUGAAUGUAGACUUCAAGGAGGUUUUAUCCCUGGAUGUUCACGUUCCCGAAGUAUGGGAAGAGUGUCUGACAAUGAAAGUGGAGGCAGAAAGUCACCUUCAAAAGCAGGAAUACAGACUAAAACGCAAUAAUCCACUGGCAAGGGAAAUCUUCCGAAGGCACUUUCGGCAACUCUGCUACCAGGAGACCCCUGGACCAAGAGAGGCUCUUACCCGACUCCAGGAACUUUGCUACCAGUGGUUGAGGCCACAUGUGAGCACAAAGGAGCAGAUUUUGGAUCUGCUGAUACUGGAGCAGUUCCUGUCCAUCCUGCCCAAGGAGCUCCAGGGCUGGGUGAGGGAACAUUGUCCAGAGAGUGGGGAACAAGCUGUGAUUUUGCUGGAGGAUCUGGAGAGAGAGCUCGAUGAACCACAACAUGAGAUGGUAGCUCACAGACACAGACAAGAAGUCCUCUCUAAAGACAUAGUGCCACUAGGAGAACAGACAUCACUGAGCCUUCAGUCCCAGCCUAAGGAACCCCAGCUCACAUGUGACCCUGCUCAGGAAGCCCAUCCUACUGGAGAGACAGAUGAAAUGACCAAGACUGAGGACAGACAGUUGGUGCUAAGGAAAGACUGUCCUAAGAUAGUAGAACCACAUGGGAAAAUAUUUCAUGAACAGACCUGGGAGAUAUCACACCAGGAUCCCCAACAUGGAGAAGUUGGUGAAUGUAAGGGUCUGAUAGAGAGACAGUGGGGAAACCCCUUAGGAGAGGGGCAACACAGAUGUGGUGAAUGUGGGAAGAUCUUUGCUCAGAGCUCAGGUCUCAUUCGACAUCAAAGAAUUCACACAGGAGAAAGACCCUAUGAAUGUAAUGAGUGUGGGAAAACCUUCAGUCGGAGUUCUGGUCUUUUUAAUCACCGAGGAAUUCACCACAUACAGAAACGGUACCACUGUAAGGAGUGUGGAAAGGCCUUCAGUCAGAGUGCAGGUCUUAUCCAGCAUCAGAGAAUCCACAAGGGAGAAAAGCCCUAUCAAUGCAGCCAGUGCAAUAAGAGCUAUAGUCGGCAUUCAUUUCUUAUUGAGCAUCAGAGAAGCCACACAGGGGAGCGACCUCACCAGUGCAUUAAAUGUGGGAAAAGCUUUAAUCGCCACUGCAACCUCAUCCGCCAUCAGAAGAUCCAUACAGUGACUGAGCUAGUCUAGUCUUUGCUAUACCAAGUUUUCCAAAUCACUGGCCAGGUCAUGUUGGGUAGGGUAAGGCUAGAAAAUGUCUCUUUCUUCCUGUCUCCAUUAAACGUGUUUGAAACAAUUACUGACUAUGGUCCAGGGACUUCCUAAGAGAAAAGUUUGGGUUUUUGAAGCUGCUGCAUUCCCUUUUGUUUGUUUACCCCUUUCCUAUUCUUAUGAGCCCUGUCCCUCAUAUUUAUUCUCUUUGAGAUGGCUGCUAAGCCCUCCUAAUAAUGUAAUAAAUGG